This is a messenger RNA of Agrilus planipennis (emerald ash borer), 2162 nucleotides long. RefSeq names its product intraflagellar transport protein 80 homolog (gene Oseg5). Gene Ontology annotation, biological process: cilium assembly. Gene Ontology annotation, molecular function: protein binding. Gene Ontology annotation, cellular component: centrosome; cilium; intraciliary transport particle B. The record is from RefSeq and is a predicted model, not a curated record. Lineage: Eukaryota; Metazoa; Arthropoda; Insecta; Coleoptera; Buprestidae.
CAAACAAUGGCUUGGCAAAAUGUCAGCUAAACAACGAGUCGUUUUGAUCGUGUGAAAAUGCGCUUUAAAAUUUCGUUAUCAAAAAAAGAACCCAACGCACCCGCGGUCACAUGUGUCGGAUGGCGAAAUACAGAGGAAGUCAUCUCUGCAGGCGACGAUAAUCAGCUUUUGUCCUGGACCGUAUCAAACAGAGAACCAAUUAAAAUAACAGAAUUCGGUCCAGAUUUGAACCCGACAGAUUUGCAUUUUAUGCCGCGCGGAAAUGUCGGCGGAACGGCCGUCAAACAGAACGAUUUAAUACUUUUAACGGCCACCGACGGAAAAUUUUACAUCGUCCACAGGAACGGAAGGUUCGAGAGGAGUGUCGAGGCACACAAGGGAGCUGUUCUGGUCGGCGCCUGGAGCUAUGACGGCAACGGAUUGUUAACAGGAGGUGAAGAUGGUUUUAUCAAAAUUUGGUCCCGCAGUGGAAUGCUUCGUUCCACUUUAGUUUCCAGCGAUAGUUCUAUUUAUGCUGCCGUCUGGUCAGGAGACAGCAAAUGCGUUGCCUAUACCCAAGAUAAACAGAUUGUGAUAAAACAUUUGGCACCAAAUAUCAAGCCCGAAAAGUGGAAAGCCCAUGAUGGACUUGUAUUGGCCUUAGCAUGGAGCGAAGUGAAUGAUCUAAUAAUUUCAGGGGGUGAAGAUUGUCGUUAUAAAGUUUGGAAUUCACAGGGUCAUCAGUUAUUUUCGAGCACUUUACAUGAUUACCCAAUAAUGUCUUUGGCAUGGUCUCCUAAUGGAGACGUUUUUGCAGUGGGCUCAUAUAAUACUCUUCGAUUAUGUGACCACGCUGGGUGGUCUAGAUCUUUGGACAAACUAUCUACGGGUUGUAUCUAUAAAAUGUCUUGGUCUAAAGAUGGAACUCAAUUGGCAGGAGCUUGUGCAAAUGGUCACGUCCUGUUCGCCCACAUUAUUGAAAAGCAAGUGAAUUAUUUCAACUUUGAAGCCGUGGUAACAGGCAGAAAAACCAUAUCUGUCAGGGACACCACCACUGACGCUCAAGAAUUGCUCGAGUUACCAGAAAGAAUUAUUCAAGUAGCUUUGAAAUAUUCCCAUUUGGUUGCGACGACACCUUCUCAAUGUUAUAUCUACAGUACCAGCAAUUGGAAUACACCCAUCAUUUUCGACUUGAAAGAUGGAUGUGUUAGUCUGCUGCUGAUGUCAGAAAAAUACCUCUUGAUUGGAGAACGAAACACAAUUAAUAUUUAUAAUCAUCAGGGCAGAUUAGUAGCUUCACCACGUUGGCCGAAUAUGAGACUUGAAAGUCUCACAUCUUCACAAAUUAGUUUAUCAUCUGAUACAUUUGUUGUAAUGGAUAUUUUGAAUUUGAACACCGUAUACAUAAUCGAUUUAGGAUCAAACAGAUCUAUUUCUGAAAACGCAGUUUCCAUACAUCAUGACGUCUCAAUUUGUCAAAUAAGUUUAAACCAAGCAGGUGAUAUACAGCAAAGGUGUGUGGCUAUAUUGGAUAAAAACAAAUGCAUCUAUAUCUGCCAGAUAAAAACACCUUAUAAGGAAUUGCAUAAAUUAGGAAGUCAAGUACAUUCUUUUCUGUGGAAUACGGAGCAAAACAUGAUUGCAGCUAUCCAAGAUACCAAUCUGGUUGUGUGGUAUUGUCCUACGGCUUGCUUUAAUGCCACUGCGCUUAAAUUCACCACGAAAGUGUACGAUUCAUACGACCUCGGCAGUAAUCCUAGAAUAAACGACUUUGUCGGGAAUUUCGUGACCAUACGUAGAGGUGACGGUGCUUUGGUAUCUGUAUGCAUCUCGCCUUAUCCAGCUGCCCUCAGUUCUUUGUUGAGAGGCGGUAAUCUAAAGGAAGCUGUUAACUUAUGUCGUAAAAUUAAUGAUAAAACGUUAUGGAUGUGCCUAGCCGUUUACGUAAUCAGUAAUUUGGAUGUUGAAAACUUGAGUUACUUAGAAGAAGCUUUUGCAGCAACAGACCAGUAUGAUGCUGUAGAUUAUGUCUUAAAUUUAAAGAAACAACCAACAAAAUCUCAACAAAUGGCUGGGUUGAGUUUACUUGGUGGUUCCAUGCAAAAUGCUGAAGCAAUUUUGCUCCACAACGGACAAGUUGCUCAAGCUAUUAUGAUGAAUGUACAAAUGUACCAAUGGAAUAG